AUGAUGAGCCAACACCUGCUCACCCUGGUUGGUGGAAGAGGACUCGACGCCUACCACACCCUGACUGACGAGGAAAUAAAAGACUACAAGACAUUAAAAAAGACCCUACUAGAAUUCUACCACCUGACAGAAGAAACUUACCGACAAAAAUUCCACCAACUUCAACCUAACAAAAAUGAAGAUUUCAAAGUGUUUACUAAUGACUUAAAACUUACACUGGAAAAAUGGAUUGAGGCAGCAUCUAUUAACAAAACUUAUGAAGAUCUAUUCCAAUUCGUCCUGGUCGACAAAAUAUUAAAUUCAGUCCACAGUGAUUUAUAUUCCUUUUUACAAGAAAGAAAACCUAGAGAUAUAAAGACUGUCACAGAAAUGACGCAGAAAUUCAUAGCGGCCCACCCGACAAAUCCAGUAUGCAAAAAGUACGACGAGACAGAAUUAACUUCAGUAUUCAUGACCCAUGUUGCCGACAGAAGCAGGGGCAGAAGUAAAUACAAGAACCAUAUGCAGUUCAAACCCGACAGACAACAACAGAUGCAUCAGUCGGACAAACGAUGUUUUUAUUGCAACGGCCUUGGUCAUUAUAAAAAAGACUGCAGGAAGGCCAGAAGACCAAACUCGUUUCAACAUAACAAUCAGUUCCGUGCACACAGUGCGAACGGUCGCUACUACAACAUUAACAGCAACAGAACAGAGAAUGUUCAUUUUAUGAGAACAAUAGGACACCAUAAACUGCCGAGCUUCCAAUGUAGGGUUAAUGGACAGGUGGUGAACGCAAUCAGGGACACAGGCUGCAGCACACUGGCCGUCAAAAGCAGUGUGGUACAUCCCAACCAGUAUACGGGUAAACAUAUACCUGUUCAGGGAUUUGAUGGUAAAAUUUCCCUUCACCCUACUGUACGGAUAGACGUUCACACACCAUAUAUAUCAGGUAGAUAUGCCGCUGUUGUUUUUAAUAAAGGACCAUACGACCUGAUCAUCGGCAAUGUGAUUGACAAUCAGACGCUACCUCAAGGUGACAUAGAUAAGUGGCUGCAAACGGAAAUAGUUCAAUUGGUAGAAACGAGGGCCCAAACUGCUGCUAAAGUUAUAGAAGAAAGUAAAGCAUCAGAACAGGCCGUGAACAACGAGACUAAACAGUCGGUGGUGACAGAGACGACCUGGUCCCCUGAAUCAUUCCAACAAGAACAGCAUAACGAUGAAUCGCUGAGCAAAAUAUUUAAACUUGCUCAGAAGAAAUCGGUAACCAUGUCAAAAAAUAAAAAGGAACACUCCUUCUUUGUAAGAGACAACACAUUGUUUAGAAAAUUCACAGAUAAUGAUAAAACAGUCAAUCAGCUGGUAGCUCCACAGAAAUACCGCCAGGCGAUAUUACAUCACGCUCAUGAUCUACCACUGACAGCACACAUGGGCAGAACAAAGACCAAGCAACGAAUAGAAUCUGCUUUCUACUGGCCUGGCAUGGACAAAGACAUAUCUGCAUAUGUUAAAUCAUGUCACAUAUGCAGAACACAAGAUACCUCUAAGCCACCCCCGGCCCCGCUCCAAUCCCCCACCCUGGCGAAUAAACCAUUUCAAAAAAUAGCCAUCGACUUAAUUGGUCCCCUACCCACUCCUUCAAAGCGUGGCCAUCGUUUUAUUUUAACCAUCGUUGACCUAGCCACGAGAUGGCCUGAAGCCUUUCCAUUGAAGUCAACGACAUCCCAAGAUAUAGUAAAUGUAUUAUUAAACCUGUUUUCAAGAAUUGGCUUCCCCGAAACAGUAAUUUCCGACAGAGGACCCCAAUUUACAUCGGACCUUACAAGACAAUUUACCGAUGUAUUGGGCAUCAACCAAGUCUUUACUACACCUUACCACCCACAGAGUAAUGGUAUAUGUGAAAGACUAAACGGUACCAUUAAAACACUACUCGCUAAAAUUACCACAAACGACCCUGACAACUGGGAUAAAAUGCUACCAUGUGUAUUAUUUGCAUAUAGAGAGAUCCCACAAUCAACCACGGGGUUCUCACCAUUCGAACUGGUAUAUGGAGCAAAGCCUAGAGGACCAAUGGACAUACUGAAACAGCUUUUGUACAGGCAGGACAUAAAUAACAAUAUACGAACCGCAUAUGAAACUGUGGUUAAUACUAGAGACAAUAUAAUAAAGGCUUGUCAAGAAGCUAAACCACCCACAGAAGAGAUCCCACAAUCAACCGCGGGGUUCUCACCAUUCGAACUGGUAUAUGGAGCAAAGCCUAGAGGACCAAUGGACAUACUGAAACAGCUUUUGUACAGGCAGGACAUAAAUAACAAUAUACGAACCGCAUAUGAAACUGUGGUUAAUACUAGAGACAAUAUAAUAAAGGCUUGUCAAGAAGCUAAACUAACACUUCAAGAGAAAGGGGAUAUUGCUAGACAUCGAAUCAACCUACACAGAAAGCUAAGACAGUUCCGCAUAGGUGAACAAGUUAGAGUGCUGUUACCAUCUAAACAAAACAAGCUACAACUGGCAUGGCAGAGACCGUUCCCUAUCACUCGCAAAACAACAGAUGUUGACUACGAGAUAGAAAUGAAAGGGAAAAAGAAAAUUUUCCAUGUCAAUAUUUUAAGUCCAUAUACUAUCAGAACUUGA
This is a messenger RNA of Physella acuta, 2610 nucleotides long. RefSeq lists its product as uncharacterized. Gene Ontology annotation, molecular function: zinc ion binding; nucleic acid binding. Gene Ontology annotation, biological process: DNA integration. NCBI's taxonomy places the organism in Eukaryota, Metazoa, Mollusca, Gastropoda, Physidae. The record is from RefSeq and is a predicted model, not a curated record.